Agrilus planipennis (emerald ash borer) is the source of this 2989-nucleotide messenger RNA. RefSeq lists its product as uncharacterized. The transcript has 9 exons. Bases 683 to 2806 code for a protein of 707 amino acids. The record is from RefSeq and is a predicted model, not a curated record. NCBI's taxonomy places the organism in Eukaryota, Metazoa, Arthropoda, Insecta, Coleoptera, Buprestidae.
UUUACACUUGUAUUCAAGUGGUCCAUGAAGAAAAGUAUUUAAAUACUUAAGGUAUUCUUUACAAAUAUGCAUAACAGACAUUUCGUCUAGGCAUAUAGAAUCUUACCGUACAAUUAGAUUAGGUAACUUAAAAAAAAAUAUUAUUUCACAACCUUUGAAUGUGAAUACUCUAAAUCUAAAAAAUAGGUAAUCCAGGAUAAAAUUGACGAAAGAUUGAGGACAAUAAUAAUUAAAAGUCAUUGAACUGUGAUGCCAUUGUUGUGUGAAUAUUGUCAAUCCUUCAACAUUUCGAAAACAGUAGUGUUAGGAUAAUAUGCAGGUCCUUUUUCUCUCCUUGACAACCGAGGGGACGCUUCACUAUAUACAAACUAUCGUAGACUGCCUAUCUCUGAACAAAAAUACACGUGCUAUGACUCUUUUGGAAGUGAAUUGUUUGAUCAAUUCGUUAAAUAAAUCGAGAACACGCUAUUGUUUAAAAAAAGUGUAGCAUGCGAUCUCAACCGUAUCGGUUUGUAUCUAUUAUACGCUUGGCAUCGCAGUUUUGUUACGAAGUCAGAAAUAGAAGGGUCAUUUAGUAUAUUUAUUAAUAAAAAGUAACAGAAAAAAAAGCGAAACAAAUAAUGCCAUCAUUUUUAUUAAGUUAAUAAUCACGCAGACUUAAGCUCUCUUCCUUAUAUGAGGGAUGCAAGUCCUGUUAUUAUUAAAAGAUGUGCCCUUCAUUGUUUUUAGUGUUGUGAUUGUCCUGUUUUUCAGUCGUGUUACUAGCAGUGAUAAAGUUGCAGAUGUUAAUAAUUUUUCUCAAUUAAAGCAAGGAAUGGAACUGGUGAUUUUAUCGGUUGAUCGUCACGAUAGGUUGCCGAAAAACUACCAUUUGGAAGAUUUUUUUUGGACAGGGUCCGGUGAUGAUAGCACAGAAACUGAACAACGGAAUGAUAAUUUAAAACCCCACAAUAAUAAUUUACCAACAAAAUCGACCACGAUAGAUUUUAAUCAGAAUCAACCAGAUUCAAGUACGAAAUGUAUACCAAUUUGUGAUAAUUCUGCAACAGAUGAUCAAACUGAUAUUGAAUAUAAUAUAACAUUGAAUGAAAACGAUGUCGACCAUCAAUUUUGGUUAAUAACAGUUUUGGAAAGUGACGGUAAAAACCUUAUUUUAACAGAUCUGAAGGACAGUUUGGAAAAACUGUACAAAACGGCAUUUAAUCGCCACCAGAAACUGCAUUUGGGCAUAAAGGAUGACCGUCAUAAAAGGGCAACACAAAGCGAAGAAGUUGUUAAUGUACAUAUACACAACAUUUCAAAAAUGAUAAAUGAUGGAACUGAAAGAAUCGAAGUAAUUUAUCACGUAUCGGUUUCUGGUAAACCAGUAAUAGCUGCAACUGCAGCAGAAGACAUGAAGCUUGUAUCAGAUAACGAAAUCGUCAAUGAACUCGGGCUUUCCCCGGUCAUAAAAGCUGAGCCUUACCUCAAACCAAGUCAGCCAGAAUAUUUGGAAACUGCAAAGAACACUUGGCUCUUCAUUGGCGCUGCUUUAUCAAUUUUAUUCCUUCUUCUUUUACUAGCUACCUUACUCACCCUUAGCUUUAGUAAAAAGAAAAAGACGGGUCUAGGGAGUGCCAAUAGAAGACAAGUGUUCGAACAUGGAACUGUAGGAAGAGAAAGUGAUAAUAAGAGUUUCGUAGUUUCUGAAGCUGAUAAACGAGGAAUUGCAAACGAAGGAAGAAAGCUAUCCUCUUCUUAUGUCAACUACAAAGACGAAGCAACAUUAACAAAAACUUUUAAGAGUACAGGAAGUAUGACCAGCAGACCAAACAGUUGUUCCACUUCUACAGUUAGUAGUAGUGACAGUAGUUUGGAUAUAUCACCUCUGGUGGUAGCUCAAAAAAAGUUAAAAAUGCAAAUGAACAAAAUAAAUGUAUCUAGACCAAAAGGGGCCUAUAAUAGAACAGCCCCGUUUGAUGAACAUGUUGUCAGGUCCAAUUCCACCGAUAGUAGUGAUACAACUGAUUUUAGUACCAGGGAUUCAGUUGACACUGUUUUAGCAGGAACAGGUGGACAAGAGUCUGCUAUUCUAAGUGCUAAAUCAUACUUAUCUAUGCCUUCAGUAAAAUCAUUUCCUAGAAGUAAUGUUCCUGAUUCUUUGAAUAAAAUUUUGCAACCAGUUAGUGUGCUUCAUUUAGAUUUGAUGGAUGAUAAUUAUGAAGAGAGGGUAGAAAAACCGCAGGGCUUUUUUAAAAGUAAUAGCAUGAGUGCUAUGGAGGAUCCAGGAGUUGUUGGACCUCUGGUUUGGGAGCUUCAUCGUAAAGGUUUGCAGGAAAGUAAAGAAGAAGAUUCUAACGUGGGAAGAAAUGCUGCUGUUAUGAGGAAGAGGUUUCAUGAUUUAUUGGACGAUACGUUUUCCCUGUUUGGAAAUCGAAGAGGAAGUUUAGCAAAUCUAAAGAUUAUGAACACUUUAUCAGAAAGUAAAAGUAGAUCUGCUGCAACCAGCUCUAAAACUCAAAAUGCAUUAAACCAACCAGAAGACUUCAUUAAACCAAGACCAAAAACCUCUUAUGGCAGAGCAUCUCGCUCUUCAGAAAUUACCAAACCGAAAGGGGCUUGGAAUAGUCACACUCCGUCACCCCUAACAAGGCCAGUUAGUGCAGGGAUCCUCAAAAAGCACCGACCACCCCAAGUGGACGUUGAUCAAAUUUUAGCAGAAGGUGCAUUAAAGCCGGACGAUCCUGCUCUAACUCUCAUCAAUUCCAUUAAAACAGAAAUAAAAAAAUGCUCGUUACCAGGAAGCACAGCAAAUUUAGUAGAGUAGAUUCACCUCUCUUCUUUUGAAAACAAAGUUUCAGAAAUUUUUCUGGAAAAGCGAGUAUAACAUGAUGUCUUCUCAUAUCAAUGCAUGUUAAUGCAAACUGUUGUGUUAUACCAAUUUCAGUUUCUUACAAAAUAUAUCUAUAAGUUUGAUGAAAUAAUAAAUGAUUUCUGUCUUUUAUUCAAA